CUUACAAAACCCCCGUGUCACCUUCUCCUAAUCCACCAUCACUAACCACUAACCACCGUCAUCUAAAAAAAUGUCACAAAAAAACUCCGAUCACCACCGUCUCAAAUUCGUCGCCGGAGCCGACGCUUUCGGCUGCGCCCUAAAAGACACUCUCGUCUCCCACCUCCGCUCCCUCAACAUCCCCGUCGAAGACCUCGGCACCGACAAUCACUACUCCAUCGGCGCCAAAAUCGGCCAAAUCGUCAGCUCCGGCAACAACUCCGGCACCGAGAUCCGCGGCCUACUCGCCUGCGGCACCGGCGUAGGCGUCUCCAUCUUCGCCAACAAAUUCCCCGGCGUCUACGCCGCCACGUGUCUCACCCCCGCCGACGCCGUCAACGCCCGCUCAAUCAACAACGCUAACGUCAUCGCCUUUUCCGGCAUCUCCGCCACCCCUAACGCCGCCGUCGAAACCCUAGAUAACUUCCUCAACACCCCGUUCAAAUCCCCCUGUCCCGCCUCCAAUUCCGAACCCUGGCCGGAAAACAUCCAAUCAUUCCUCGAUAAAUCUCUAACCGAAAUGCCCAAAAUCGGAUCCACAAACCCUAACCCUAAUUUUUCAAAUUCGUGUGUGCUUUGUGAUUUGGCUUCCGGCCGUGAGUUUACGCCGGUGGAGAUUAUGCCAGGAGGGAGUAUGAAGAUAGUGAGGGAGUCGCCGACGGCGGCGGUGGUGAGAUUUUCCGGCGGGAGUGUGGAACCGGCGCAUCACCAUAGUUAUGGACAUGAUGUGGUGGUGAUGAAGGGGAGGAAGAUAGUGUGGAAUAUGAGUAAGAAUGAGAGGUGUGAAUUGGGGGUGGGGGAUUAUUUGUAUACUCCUGGUGGGGAUGUGCAUAGAGUUAAGUAUUUGGAGGAUACUGAGUUUUUUAUUAGGUGGGAUGGUGGGUGGGAUAUUAUGUUGGAUGAGGAUCUUGCUACUGCCCUUACAGAUCUUGAUCAAGAAUGAUAGUUGUUGGGGUUUUGGAAUGACGGUUUUUGUGAUCGUUGUUGUUGUAGUAGUUGUUAUGGUGUUGAUACGUGUUGAGUUGGAUGAGGAUAUGGCGAGUGUUCUUACUGAUCUUGAUCAAGAUGUGUAGUUUUUGCGGGUUUGUAAUGGUGGCUAUUGUGUUCGUUGUUAUAGAUAAGUGUUGAGUUGGAUGGGGAUAUAGCUAGUGCUCUUAUGGAUCUUGAUCAAGAUGUGUAGUUAUUUUGCGGUUAUCGUAUUUGUUGUUGUCGUUGUUGUGAGGAUGUUAAUAGUCAUGGUAAAUAAAUGUUACAAGAGUGAUGUUGAAAAAGAAGCAUAGGAGGUGUAGUUGGUGUUUGAAUUGGGUUUACAAUGUGAUUGUUGCCGUUGCCGGUUUUAAAUGGUAGUUAUCGUAGUUGUGAUCUUGGUAGAGAGUUUUGUUGAUAAGUGUUGAAUUAUGUGUUUGUGAUCCUGUGAUGUUUGUGGAGUGUGUUUUACUAAGUGUUUGAAUGUUGUAAUGGAAUUUUGUGAAUUUCAUGUUGA
This is a messenger RNA of Helianthus annuus (common sunflower), 1522 nucleotides long. RefSeq names its product DNA damage-repair/toleration protein DRT102. Gene Ontology annotation, biological process: carbohydrate metabolic process. The record is from RefSeq and is a predicted model, not a curated record. Bases 71 to 982 code for a protein of 303 amino acids. Gene Ontology annotation, molecular function: isomerase activity. The transcript has a single exon. NCBI's taxonomy places the organism in Eukaryota, Viridiplantae, Streptophyta, Magnoliopsida, Asterales, Asteraceae.